AUGGGAAGAAAGACAACUUUGUUUCUGAUUGCAGGGGUCCUUGGGGCAUAUUCUGUUUAUACACCUCUGCCAGAUAAUAUUGAGGAACCUUGGAAACUAACAUGGAGUACCACACAAAUGAAAAUGACAAUGAACAUGGCUCUCUUUGCUGAACUUUUGGGAAUCAACCAUCUCAUGAGCACUCUGAUGUUCCUUUUGAACUUUGCGGAAGUACCACCCACGUCUGAUGAAAAUGUCACUGUCACAGAGACAACUUUCAACAGUGUUCCUGUCCGUGUGUACAUCCCGAAACGAAAGUCAGAGACCCUAAAGAGGGGCUUAUUUUAUAUCCAUGGAGGUGGCUGGUGUUUGUUGAGCGCUGCUUCUUUUAAUUAUGACUUUCUGUCAAGACGGACAGCCGACAGACUUGAUGCUGUUGUUGUGUCAACCAACUACAGACUAGCACCAAAAUAUCAUUUUCCAAAUCAGUAUGAAGAUGUAUACAAUGCAUUGACGUGGUUCCUACGCCGUGAUGUUCUUGAAAAAUAUGGUGUAGACCCUGAAAGAGUUGGUGUCUCUGGGGACAGUGCUGGUGGAAAUCUAGCUGCAGCAGUGACUCAACAGCUCAUAGAAGACCCAGAUGUUAAGAUCAAACUCAAGGUCCAGGUCUUAGUAUAUCCUGCCCUUCAGGCUCUUGAUAUGGAUCUGCCAUCAUACCGCGAAAACGCAUACUUUCCAUCUCUAUCCACAUCAGUGAUGGUCAGGUUCUGGAGUGAAUACUUUACCACAGACCGGUCUCUUGAAGAAGCCAUGCUCUCCAACCAACACGUACCCAUGGAAUCAAUCCAUCUGUUCAAAUUCGUGAACUGGAGUUCCUUGCUUCCUGAGAGGUUUAAGAAUGGCCACUUUUAUAACAGCCCCAGCACUGGCAGUUCUGAGCUGGCUAAAAAAUAUCCAGGGUUCCUAGAUGUGAGAGCAUCACCCUUAUUGGCAGAGGACAGCAAGUUGCGUGGUUUACCCUUGACUUACAUCAUCACUUGUCAGUAUGACGUCUUAAGAGACGAUGGAGUCAUGUACGUCACCCGACUUCAAAACGCAGGAGUUCAAGUGACCCAUAACCACAUUGAGGAUGGGUUCCAUGGAGCAUUUUCCUAUAAUGAUAUGAAAAUUUUCUAUAGGAUGGAAAAUCAGUAUAUCAGUUGGCUAAGGGAGAAUCUAUAG
Molecule: messenger RNA, 1200 nt
Organism: Castor canadensis (American beaver)
Lineage: Eukaryota; Metazoa; Chordata; Mammalia; Rodentia; Castoridae
Gene: Aadac
Product: arylacetamide deacetylase
Cellular component (GO): membrane
Molecular function (GO): carboxylic ester hydrolase activity
Source: RefSeq, a predicted model, not a curated record